AUUUUUCCUCUUUGUGCAAUUUGUUUGAGGUGACUGGAUUUGUUAGAGGUGACUGGGCAGCCGACAGCUUGCGGAUUAACUGAAUGAUUCUUGUUCGGAUGUGUACUUUGAUCGACGCAUAACUGUGAUCAAUAAAGCAAUGUCUAACACCUUUGAAACACACGGAAUAGGUCAUGUACGGCACUCAGUGGAUGAGGAUUGUUAAGAACAAAAGCCGCCGUGGGUUGGAGAAAGCAGUCAUGUACGGGUAGGCGAAAAUGAAGCCGAAGUCAAACGGAGCCUCAAGCCAUGUCGUGGAGAUCAACCAACUGGCACAACCCACCAAGCUCGAGAAAACUUGGAAUAACCUUAAAAGUUGUCCAUGUAUUUUUGGGUGGAUCGUCAACCCGUAUGGUAACAUCUACUACCGCUGGUUGAUCGUCAUCUCAAUCGCGGUAGUGUAUAACAUGCUGACCAUCAUCACUCGGGCCGUGUUCCAAUCCGUACAGAGGGACUACACUCCUAUGUGGUUUACAUUCGACUACAUGUUUGACGGCAUCUACAUCGCAGACAUGAUUGUCCGCUUUCGCACCGGUUACCUCGAACAGGGCCAGCUGGUGCGAGACAGGAAGAAACUCAUGGCAUUUUAUGCAAAGACGUACUUAUUCAAGUUGGAUAUCUUGUGCAUCAUCCCCGCCGAUGUGGUGGCCGCAAUCAUACAAGGGACCUCUCAUUACAACCCUAUUGUACGACUGAACAGACUGUUGAAGUUCCCAAGGCUGAGGGAGGCUUUAGACAGGACAGAGACCCGUACAAACUUUCCAAAUGCUUUUCGUAUCACCCAUCUCAUCUUUUACAUCUUCGUUAUUAUGCAUUGGUUUGCGUGUCUCUACUUUGCACUGAGCACGUACAUCGGGACUGGGGCAGACACGUGGGUAUUUCCGAAUACUUCUGACCCUCGUUAUGAAUCUGUAGGACUGCAAUAUGUCUACUGUCUCUACUGGUCAACCUUGACCUUGACCACAAUUGGCGAGAUUGCCACUCCACAAACGGAUUUGGAGUAUUUAUUUGUGAUAACGAGUUUUCUGGCCGGUGUUCUCAUCUUUGCAACCAUCGUGGGCAGCGUUGGCAACAUGAUUGGGAAUCUUAACAUCGCCAGGACUGAGUUCCAGGGGAAGGUGGAUGCAAUUAAGCGCUACAUGGAAUUCAGGAAGGUUAGCAAAUAUAUUCAAAAACGGGUUUUCCAGUGGUUUGAGUACCUCUGGUUGAAUCGGCAAUCGAUGGACGAAGAAGUGAUUUUGGCUUUGUUACCUGAUAAAUUAAAAGCUGAGAUUCUAAUGAACGUUCACUUGGACACCUUACGGAGGGUCAGAAUUCUCCGGGGAUGCGAACCCGGUCUGCUGCAAGAACUUGUUCUUCGGUUAAAACUGCAGGUGUUUAGUCCUGGUGAUUACGUCUGUCGUAAGGGGGAUGUGGGUCGGGAGAUGUACAUAGUAAAACGUGGGUGCCUUAGUGUGGUCAGUGAUGACGGGGAACAUAAACUUGCAACGUUGACUGAAGGCUCCGUUUUUGGAGAGAUUAGUAUUCUAGAUAUACCAGGAAAUAAAACGGGUAAUAGACGAACUGCAAACGUGCGGAGUGAAGGCUAUUCAGAUCUAUUUUGCUUGGCCAAAGAGGCCCUUUGGUCCACAUUGUCAGAUUAUCCAGAUGCAAAGGAACGCCUGAUAAUGCGAGGUAAGCAGCUGCUGAUCGAUCAAAAACUGGUUGACGAAAAGACGCUAGAGGAAGCGGAAAUUACGUCCCGGUUGCCUGAACGUGGGACGCAGACGUCGUGGCUGGACGAAAAUAAACCACUGGCUUUGGAGGCUGGAAACCUCCCAGAUGAAGUCAAACGGAUUAUCAAAGAAAUGGAGGAAUUACAACUCAAGUUACACAAGAUAGUCUGCGAAAUGCAAGCAAAAAAGUAUAUUGGAAGUGAUGUCACGUUUCUAAGACAAACGCUUCCUGUUUCGAUGCAAGCGCCACCAUCUGUGACGGUGAAGAAAAGUAUCAGAAUGCGACUGACGAAUACUUUAUGAAUCCUUGAUUCAAAGGUGAUUAUUGAGGAUAUGAUACAGUGUCGUCUGCUUAAAUGGAAGUGCCAAAUUGAAGUUUUCGGUCAAGCUGAUACACGUUCUCGCUCAUGUUUACUUGUCAACAUGUCUAAAUCGGGAUUUUUUUUCAAUGUCUAUUCUAAGUAAUUUUUAGGAGUGUCCACCAAAGUUAGGAAGCCCUUGAGGAGGGGGCAUGCAUCGUGUGCGAGGUUCCGUAGAAAAUGGUCAUUAAAAAUGAGGAAAAAAUUAACGCUGAGAUUGCAUCCACUACAGACAUAUUUCUUAUUGUAUCAUUUUAUCACUUAUUUGCAAACGGUUGUAGAAUGGUGGAGCAUUGUUUAAUAUCACUUUACAGACGACGUGAUGUUGUAUCAGUUGGGAGCCAUCUCGACUUUGACCUACUGGAAGACUACAAUGGCAAAGUGUUGCAGGUCAAUAGUGCCGUGGUGUCCAGAACGUCACUAGAAAACACGUGAUACAAUAUGGUCUGCACCAGAUUUUGAAGAGUUUCUAGUUACGUUAGGUUGGCUUGCUCUUUGCUUUAUUUCUUACAAACAAUAUUCCAAGACCGCCAACCAUUGAAAGCGUUUGUCAUGUUAGUGCUAAACAUAACUUUAAGCCCAACUUUAAGCCCUACAACCGAGACGUUCACACCCUUACACCAGUGGUUUUCAAUACGCUCCGCCUCUCGAUAUUUCAAAUAUUUUGUAUACAAGGUAGGAGUAUCAGAAACCUUAAUAUCAGGAUGAGACUUCCAAAUGAUUGACUCAUCCUGAGGAUGGAAAUCAUCAGGGGUUAAUGUUAGUUCCUCCGUCCCUGCACACAUGCCCCUGAGACAUCUCCCCUCAUUUGAUGAAGUACAGAUGCGCACUUAAGCCAGCGUCCUGCCAACUUUGGUCGUAGUAGUUCUAAUGAUUUGUAUUCAGUAGAAAUGCCAGUCGGAAAUCAUAGAAUCGAGUUGCAUUACGUAUCUUGGAAUUGACGGGUUUAUUUUAUCGGUAAAAUAUAACAACCAAUGAAAAUGCAACCUUGGAUAUCGUUGCUACAGUGAUGAAUUGAAUAUAAAUUCCUAGAAUACAAUGCUAGCGAGGCACUAAUUGGGCGCGAUUGCGCAAGAGCAGUAGCCACAAUCAGCUGACAUGCGAAGCAUAAAACCCCUAGCGGCAAACUUAUUAAGACAAACGCCCGACCACCAAGCAACUACCAACUGCACUUGAAGCAUGAUAGACACCAAGCGACUGGUCUCACUUGACUACACAAACAACAAGUUUAUUGACGAGAUAGGUAACAGAGACGCUUGCUGUGCACCUAAAAUGACGGAGCGCCUAAAGUGUCGGUUUUGAGGGUCCACAAACGUCGGAGCCCGCGCCUAAAAAAAACGGUAAUUUUUCGUGCCAAAAAAAUAGCGAUCGGUGGCCAUGCCAAAAUGACGGUCCAGUUGUGAAUGAGAGACUUUAUUUCGAAUGUUCAUUAUAGUUGGGCGGAUUUUUCGCGCCUA
Messenger RNA from Lineus longissimus, 3570 nucleotides. RefSeq names its product cyclic nucleotide-gated cation channel alpha-3-like. The transcript is spliced from 5 exons. The record is from RefSeq and is a predicted model, not a curated record. Gene Ontology annotation, molecular function: intracellularly cGMP-activated cation channel activity; cGMP binding; protein-containing complex binding. NCBI's taxonomy places the organism in Eukaryota, Metazoa, Nemertea, Pilidiophora, Heteronemertea, Lineidae. Gene Ontology annotation, biological process: monoatomic cation transmembrane transport. Bases 258 to 2057 code for a protein of 599 amino acids. Gene Ontology annotation, cellular component: intracellular cyclic nucleotide activated cation channel complex; plasma membrane.